AGAGCGGGGCAGCUAAUUAAGCGGUGCAGCUUCAGAUGGACCCCACGAGGUUAACAAUGACACCAGGCCCGGCUGCUGGAUAGAAAGUUUCAGUGUGGAAUGGAGCAAAGGUCAACGUUUUCUCUUACAUGCAAACAGCAGCAUGUAGCAUUUUAACCACCUUGUCAUCACCCUGUUAAAUGGCUCAUUUAGACCAUUGAAACCCAAGCAGUUGGGUUUUUCCAUCACAAGCCGGCAGUUUGUUUUUUUACUCCCAAACAAAUCCUCACAUGGUGGUUUGACACAGAGUGGUCCAGCUGAUACCAUGGUGGCAGAUGACAUGGCAGAAAGCGGGGACAGGUCCGAGGAGGAGAAGGACAUGGACCUGAAGGGGCCCUUAUCUGAAGACGGCAGAGGACUCGAAGAUGGAGACGUGGAGAUGGUCGUCUCUGCCUCAGAGGGGCCGUCUCCCUCUGAAGGACCCCCGGAGGACACCAGGGAGCCCAGGAAGUGGAAGUGGUCCGUCAUAUUCUUGUGUUUUUAUGGAUUUAUGGCGUCGAUAAAGCCUGGGGAGCCCUUCAUUACACCUUACCUCCUCAGCUCCGAGAAGAACUUCACCAAGGAGCAGGUGACCAAUGAGAUCACUCCGGUGCUGACGUACUCCUACAUGGCGGUGCUGGUGCCGACCUUCCUGCUGACCGACUUCCUGCGCUACAAGCCGGUCCUGAUCAUCCAGGGCGUCAGCCAGGUGGUCAUCUGGAUCAUCCUGCUGCUGGGCACCAGCCUGCUGGAGAUGCAGUUCAUGGAGUUCUUCUACGGUAUCACCAUGGCGUGCCGCGUGGCGUACUCCUCCUACAUCUUCUCGCUGGUCAGCCCGGCACUCUACCAGCGCGUGGCCGGGUACUCGCGCUCCUCGGUCCUCCUGGGCGUGUUCACCAGCUCCGUGCUGGGGCAGCUCUUCAUGUCUUUUGGGAACGUCAGCUACUACACGCUCAACGCUAUAUCUCUGGGCUUCGUCAGCUUCGGCCUGAGCCUCUCGCUGUGCCUGCCGUGGCCCAAACGCUCCUUGUUUUUCAACCGGACGCGGAAUCAGGAGCAAAAGGAAGCGGCGGCCAAAUCAGAACUGGACAAAAUGAACCCGAAGGAGAGCGGCCCGUCCCCGGCGGCUCCCCCGUCCGCCGCGUCCAGCUGGAGGGAUUCUGUGUUUGUGCAGAUGCUGCUGGAGGUGAGAAACGUGGUGAGGAUGCCCAACCUGAGGCUCUGGUCCCUGUGGUGGAUCUUCAACUCCACAGGGUACUACCUGGUGCUGUUCUACGUUCACAUCCUGUGGUACCAAGUCUACGCCGCCACCGAGAACAAGAAAGUUUACAACGGGGGAGUGGAGGCAGCUUCUACUCUUCUCAGUGCGAUCACUUCCUUCGCCGCCGGCUUUGUGAAGAUCCGGUGGAACGUCUGGUCUCAGCUGGUGAUCGGCCUCAUCACGGCUCUGCAGGCCGGUCUGCUGCUCCUCAUGGGCACCACCGGAGACAUCUGGGUCUGCUACGUGGCCUACAUCUUCUUUAGAGGCUUCUACCAGUUUCUGGUGCCAAUUGCAACUUUCCAGAUCGCCUCGUCCCUCAGCAAGGAGCUCUGUGCCUUAGUGUUUGGCAUCAACACGUUUUUGGGGACCAUACUGAAAAGCAUCAUCAACCUGAUAUUUUCUGACAAGAGAGGCCUGGCGUUGGACGUGAAGUCUCAGUUCCUGGUGUACUUUGUUUACUUCUCCAUUCUCACUGUCGUCUACUUCGUGUGUGCUGCUGUGGUCCUCACUCGUCACUUUAGAAACCAGUCCAGAGGAGGAGGCGAGGAGGAGGUGGCGCCCACAGAGCUGAGCCUCGUAGCUGCACCACCUUUGUCUAACGGCAAAAAUGCCAAAGCCUAAAGACGAGUCUACUGCCUUAAUGUCUCCCAUCAGUAUCUCAACCCCAGUUUCUGCUACUAAGCUCUUGAGGCGCGGCGGGAUCAAUCAUUCAACCCUCUGAUGAUGACGGAGCGGUUUAUAGAAGUGCCUCCUCUGCUACUGAAGCUCCUGCACUACAGCGGCCACACAGGCUGCACCAUAGGAGAGUUUUACACUCGUUUUAGAUCAUCAGAUGAUAACUGAGAACUCUUUUUUUAAUUGUUUAAGUGGUACUAUGCUUUGAUACUGAGACAAAUCAUCUUCAGGCGCUUUCACAACCCAAGUCCGUUUGGUUCGUCCCAUUUAUACUUUUGAUUCGUACUCACAGGUGCAUCUCAAAUAAUUAGAAUGUGGAAAAAGUGGUAAUAACACAUUAUAUAGGUCCAUUACACACAGAAUGGAACAUUUCAUGUCUUACUUUAUUUAAUUUAUUCUAAUUAUAAUGAUUAUGGCUGAUUACUGUACUGACCAAAAAAGACCAAUUUUAAAAAGUAUGUUUAAUAUGGAAAUGUUGGCCUGUGAAAAGUAUGUCAUCUAUAUCAGGGAUGGGCAACUGGAGGCCCGGGGGCCACAUACGGCCCGCACCCUCACUUGAAGUGGCCCUCAGUACAACUACAUGCAUUUGAGCAUGAAAUCUUAAAAGUGCAGUGUAAAAAUGCCCCAAAUUACUUGCAAUUAAUGUUGGUCUGCUGUUUUUGCAUUGAAGAAAAAAAAAGAAAUCAGUUUUUUUUAUUUGCUUCAACCCUUUUGUAUUCCUAUUCAUACUGUUAUACAUGCAUUUGAGCAUGAAAUAUGUUAAGUUACUACACUGUUAACAUAUUUAAAAUUGCAGUUUCAUCAUAUCUGGUAAAGUGCACGGUCCUAUAUGUGGCCCUGUGGUAGUGUCGAUGAAAAAUUGUGGCCCCCUCCAGCAUUUAAGUUGCCCAUCCCUGGUCUAUAUGCACUCCAUUUGACUUGAACUACUGGAAAUAGACUUUUCCAUCAUAUUCUAAUUUAUUGACAUGCACCUGUAGUCGAAUGAAGGUGGAGUGAUACUUGCAGUAUUAUUUCUUAUUGGUAGGAAAGUUUGACGAUGUAAACACGGUGUACAUUCAGCUCCAUGUUGCUGUUUAUCUGUUUAUACUGGCUGUAAUGCUGCACUAGAGUACCAUUGGAGCGUUCUCAAGCAACAAAACGAACCGUAACAAGGAUUUACAGCAUUGAAACUGACUAAUAUUUGGGUUGUGAAAGUGCCCUGAAACACAGAGCGGGACCAUUAAUGUAAUGGCCACAUUUGAGCCUAUUUUUGUAUUUUGUACAGUAAACAAAAACAAAGAGGAUCUGUUGCUUUUUUCAGGUUUGACAGAAAUGGAAAAUGUUUUGUAUUUUUUUUCCCCGGAGCUGUAAGGAAUAGUUUGAGGCUCAGUCAGCUUUUUCUAUUCACGCUGUUUAAACUCAGUAUUCUGCACUAUUGCAGAAAAACUUUAGGCUACAUUAAUGUUAUACUUAACUGAAGAAUUAUAUUCCAGUUUCCAGCCCGAAAGUCAGGAAAAAAUAAAUAUGAAUGCAAUCAUUUUGGAAAUUCUAAACAGGUUUUUUUUAUCUAACGAAACAUUCAGUUUGAAUCUGUAUUUGAUUUACUCUCCUGCCUGCAGCACAGAAAGUCACUACAACUGUGUUAAAUUAACCAUAAAUUACAUUUAUAGGAACACAAUUUAAUUUAAGUAAUCUUAUGAAUCACUUUAUUUAAUUGAGGAUUUUGUUUUAGAAUUUUUUUAAUUUUUAGGUUUCAUAGGAAAACCUAAAAAAUUCAGAACAGCCAUGUUUUAUAUGAUUUUUUACUAACACUCCUUUUGUGAUGUUACAUUUUGAUGAUUGACCACUUCAGUAUAAUUGCUAAUAUUACAUUUAUAUAAUCAGAUGAUUAUUAUCAGUUUAUUUGACGCUGGAAACUGCAGAUUUCAUGCAGUGUUAUACCGGACAAUGUGAUUUAAAUUAAAGAAAGUUUUUGCUGCAAUGUGAUAUAGAAGCUGCAGAAUCGUCAUAUUUUAAAUGAUCCUUAUUUAAAAGCAUUGAAACAUGCUGCAGAUUGUGUUUCCUGUGAAAUGAACUAACAGAUUUCUUAUUUGAGAGGAGAUGCAGCCUGAAAAUGGAGCACCAGUCGGUAGCAUUGCUGCUAAUUCACUGCCUAUGACUAUCUUUGAUUCUCUUUAUUUCAGAUCCAAGUACGGCUGUUUUUUAUAUUCGUCUCAGUCCUGCAGAGAACAUGGGAACAGGAACAUUCAGUAGGUUUAACUUGCUUCUUUAAAAAAGCAGACGUGGCCUUUAGAGUUUUGAGUUUAUUGUACUUACAUUGAGAAUGUAGAUAUUUUUUAAACUUUUUUGAUUGAAUUUUAAUUGCUGAGAUUUAAUGUAACUGUGAAUCUGCCCGAA
This is a messenger RNA of Centropristis striata (black sea bass), 4330 nucleotides long. RefSeq names its product solute carrier family 19 member 1 (gene slc19a1). Gene Ontology annotation, biological process: folate transmembrane transport. Gene Ontology annotation, molecular function: folate:monoatomic anion antiporter activity; folic acid binding. The record is from RefSeq and is a predicted model, not a curated record. Bases 305 to 1900 code for a protein of 531 amino acids. The transcript is spliced from 6 exons. Lineage: Eukaryota; Metazoa; Chordata; Actinopteri; Perciformes; Serranidae. Gene Ontology annotation, cellular component: plasma membrane; basolateral plasma membrane; apical plasma membrane.